Messenger RNA from Magnolia sinica, 1624 nucleotides. Its product is annotated as probable aspartic proteinase GIP2. The record is from RefSeq and is a predicted model, not a curated record. Gene Ontology annotation, molecular function: aspartic-type endopeptidase activity. The coding region runs from base 68 to 1606 and encodes 512 amino acids. The transcript has a single exon. Lineage: Eukaryota; Viridiplantae; Streptophyta; Magnoliopsida; Magnoliales; Magnoliaceae. Gene Ontology annotation, biological process: proteolysis.
UAACUUUGAUCUCAUUUGAACCGUUAGGAUAACUCGGAGCUCGAGGAGCGUCGGCGCUCGUCUUCGCAUGAAACGUAUCUACACCAGCUAUAUAGCUGGUGUGUGGUACACCAGCCAAUCCGCUUCGACAUACAUGACGUUGGGCCCACAGUGCCCCAAGCAUCCACACACCACCGCUGGGGGUGGUAUUCAACAGCACCUAAUCCGCGUCCGUAGCGGGCUCUCGCUAGCCACCCUCCACACUAUCAAAAACAACCAACCCCACCUCUUUUUACACCCUUUCUACCAAAUUCUACUCUCUCAAAACCAUCCCACGUCAAAAAAAAAAAAAAAAAAACCAAUGUCUCUUGCACUCUUCCUCCUUGCCACCACCACCCUCUUCUCUCCUCUUUCCCUCUCCAUCUCCAUCUCAAAUCCUCUCCUCACUCCCAUCACAAAGGACCAUUCCACCCUCCAAUACACUACCACUAUUUACCAAAACACCCGUCUCAAACCCUCAAAAUUCGUCAUAGACCUUGGCUUCUCUUUCUCAUGGAUAGAUUGCCAAAAAACGUACAAAUCCUCCUCAUACAUUCCCAUCCCAUGCAACACCACUCUCUGUCCCACAUCAUCGAAUCCUGGCUGCACUACCGACACCUGUUCUCUCUUCCCCGAGAACUCGUUCACACGUCUCGUUAUGAGAGCGGAUGCAAUCAUUGACACAAUCGCACUCCCUGUAACAAACGGCUUUAAUCCAGGACCACUAAUCCCGCUCACCCAGUUUGUUUUCUCAUGCGCGCGCACCGUCCUUCUUAAAGGCCUAGCUAAGGGUGCAUCAGGUGUCAUGGCAUUUGGAAGGUCGAACUAUUCACUCCCGGCGCAAGUUAGCGCAAUCUUGUCAUUACCUGAUAUAUUCGUUAUGUGUCUGUCCGGGUCUCCCUCAGCACCAGGCGUUGCAUUCUUCGGUACUAGUGGGCCCUACAUCUUCCUCCCCAAAACUGACGUCUCCAAGUUCCUUAACUACACACCACUAAUCCUCAACCCAGUGGCUACUACCAAUAUCACAUACUCUCACCCGUCCGAUGAGUACUUCAUCGGUGUCACUUCGAUCAAGAUCAACGGUAAGCACGUGCCCAUCAACUCAAACUUACUGACCAUCGAUCAUGAGGGAAUAGGUGGGACCAAGAUCAUCACUGUGGCCCCUUAUACUAUAAUGGAGAGAUCCAUCUACGAGGCCUUCACUGAGGCUUUCACGCAAGCUGCUAAAUCCAUGAAUAUCACUAUAGCAAAGUCCGUGAAACCAUUCAAAGCGUGUUUUCUCUAUAGCACUAUCCCAAGCACGCGAGUGGGCCCCGCCGUGCCGAUUGUCGAUCUCGUCUUACAUGAGGACGACGUGAUCUGGAGGGUAUUCGGGGCGAAUUCGAUUGUUUCGGUGGAUGAAGAUGUUCUGUGCCUGGCAUUUGUGGAUGGAGGUUUGAAACCGAGAACUUCAAUAGUUUUAGGAGGAUAUCAGAUGGAAGAUAAUCUUCUGCAAUUCGAUUUGAGUAAAAAACGGAUUGGAUUCAGUUCUUCUCUUCUGUUGAGGGAAACUACAUGUGCUAACUUCAAUUUCACUUCCAACGCAUGAGCUGCAUUUUGACACCUG